GAGACCGGCGGCGGCGGCGAUGGCCAAGAAGCUAGGGAAGAAGGCCCGCAAGUUCGCGAACAAGCACCUGCAGGGCGGCGCCAAGCGCAGCCGCAAGCUCCGCUCCCAGUUCAACCGCCGCACCCGCAAAGAUGGGAAGGGACGGGAGGACGGCGGCCGCCUGGACGGCGACGGCGACGAGGAGAUGCGCCGGAGCGAACCCACCAUGAACACACAUGAAGAUGUAUCUACUUUGGCUAACUCUUUAGAGUUUCCAGAAGAUGAGCACGAAUUUGAUGGGGAUCUGUCCGACAGCGAUGGCUAUCUUUCAGAGGAUCCUGAGUGUCCGUACUAUUCUGAUAGUGAGGAUGGCGAUGUUGUCAAAGAUUGUAUUGUAAAAGAUGGUCUCGAUGGACAGAACAAUGAUAUGAAUUUAGCGGUAAAAAAGCAAAAGAAGAAGUUGAAGAAGUUGUUGGAUAAGGACCCUGAGUUUGCAAACUUCCUUGGGAAGUGGGAAUCGGAAUUGGUGAGCCAUGAAAGUGACGAAGAUUCAGAUGAACAAGAUGAGAUGGAUUCCGGGGACGAUGGUGUUGAUGCUGGUGAUAAAAAUCCUCCUAGCGAUAAGAUCCUUACAAGCAAGACAAUAAGUGAAUGGUGUCAGCUAGUGUCAAAGGACCCUAAAGCACCUGCCCUGCGUAACUUACUAAAUGCUUUUCGGGAUGCAUGUCGAUUUGGUCUGCACUCAAAUAGCCUUUCCACGCAGAGACUUCAAAGUACCGAAGUAUUUCAUCAGAUAAUUACGUUCAUUCUUUCUGAGGCAGACAACAUUUUCCGUUCUCUCUUAGACAUUCCUGAUGAUGACAAAGGGAAACUUAUGAAUCUGAGAAAUGGACAGAAAUGGCAAGAUGUCGAGCCGCUCAUAAAGUCUUACUUGCGGAAUUGUCUUGAUCUGCUUAGUCAACUUACUGAUAACCAAAUACUUACCAAUGUCCUGACUCAGCUUCGAGCAUCUGCGGUAUAUUUUUCUGCAUAUCCAUCAACAUCAAGGAGGCUUCUAAAGAUCUUAGUUCACUUCUGGGCAAGUGGUGACCAGAGCUUGUCCCUCUCUUCAUUUCUUAUGAUUCGAGAAGUGGUUUCACUGUUACCUGACUGUCUGGAUCUCUGCUUGACCAAAGGAUAUAAUACAUACCUUUCCAGUUCGAAGCUUGUGGACAACAGAAAUAUAAAGAAUAUUGAUCUUUUUAUGAACUGUCUGGUGGAACUUUAUUCGCUGGAUGUCCAGAAAUCAGGUGAAAGGGCAGCAACUUCCGUGGGACAAUUGAGUGCUAUUCUUAGACAGGUGUCUAAAUCAAAGGAAAAGGAAGACCUCUUGAAGAUUGAUAACUGGCAAUAUAUUAACUGUAUAAACCUAUGGGUUAGGUUUAUUUGUGUUAAUUACAAGGAUUGCCACAACGUCCAUUCAUUAUUAUCCUCAGUUGCACAGAUAAUAAGAGGAGUGGCAUAUUUAUUGCCAGGCAUGCGAUACUUACCAUUGAGACUGAAGCUUGCGCAGAUGCUAAAUGAGCUUUUGAAUUGCAAUCAGACGUUCUUUCCAGUUCCAUCUUUGAUAUUUGGUUGCCUAGAAUUUAGGGAAAUCUUUCAGAAAGAACAAACAGAAAAAACAAACAUUCACUUUUCAUCACUAUUGAAGGUGCCAAGGAAUCUGCUGAAAUCAAGAGAUUUCCAAGAGCAGUGCAUUCUUUCAGCUAUUGAGGUACUGUCGGCUCAUUUUGCCCAGUGGAGCUAUCAUGUUGCUUUCCCAGAAGUGGCCACCAUUCCACUCAUCCUCCUGAAAAGAUUGCAUGAGCAGACAACAAUUGAUUCCCUUCACCGUCCUCUUAAACGACUGAUAGACCAGGUGAGCGAGAACAGGGAUUUUGUACAGAGGAAGAGAGAGGUUGUUUCUUUCUCACCAAACGACAUGUCAUCAGUUGAGAGCUUCCUCGAGGACGAGAAGAUGAGUGGAAACGCAUCCUUCACGCAGUAUUACGAAUCGGUAUCAAAGAAUCGUCAAUCGAGAGGAAGAAAAUUUGUGUGAAGGCAAACAUCGAGAACGUUUUAGCUGAUUGGGUGCCACAAGAGGGAUAGUUGAUGACGAAGUGAUGAAUGAAUUGAAUUUACACUUGUGGUAUUAUUGAAGGUAGCUUCUUCGAAUUAUUGACACUGUUGCUGAGCAGAUAAGCUGUGAAUGUAACCCCACCUUUUUUGAAAGAUAGGAAUUUUGGAAGACUCAGAACUC
Molecule: messenger RNA, 2257 nt
Organism: Lolium rigidum
Lineage: Eukaryota; Viridiplantae; Streptophyta; Magnoliopsida; Poales; Poaceae
Product: nucleolar complex-associated protein 2-like
Exons: 13
Coding region: 20-2056 (678 amino acids)
Biological process (GO): ribosomal large subunit biogenesis
Cellular component (GO): Noc2p-Noc3p complex; nucleolus; Noc1p-Noc2p complex
Source: RefSeq, a predicted model, not a curated record